This is a messenger RNA of Colossoma macropomum (tambaqui), 959 nucleotides long. RefSeq names its product lymphocyte antigen 6D-like. The record is from RefSeq and is a predicted model, not a curated record. The transcript has 5 exons. NCBI's taxonomy places the organism in Eukaryota, Metazoa, Chordata, Actinopteri, Characiformes, Serrasalmidae. Bases 35 to 634 code for a protein of 199 amino acids.
ACACCAACGUCUCAGAUCCAUCCAGUGGUAGAAAAUGAAAGUUGCUCUGGUGCUCGUCAGUGUGUUCUUCACUAAAGCACUAGCACUGCAAUGUCACCAAUGCGUAACACAUUUACCUCAGAUUUGCAAUAGUGUGGAAUGUUCAAGUGAGUGUAACAGCGUCAGCUCCACCUUAAGCCUGGGUGGCGUACAGAUGGAACAGAGUGUGAGGACUUGCCUGCCGUCAGUCUUUUGUGUCACAGGGAGAAUAAACACAGGGUUUCUGAAAGCAACCAUCAACUCCAAAUGCUGCAAGACUGAUCUCUGCAAUGACAAAGCAGUGCCAGCUUUACCAAAACAGCCUCCCAAUGGGAAGAAGUGUUGUGCCAAUGAUGACUGCUCAGAAACCGUGACCUGCGAGGGAGAUGAGGAUCACUGUAUUAAAGGAACAGUUGUUUCCUUUGUUGUUAAGGCAUCUGUGAAAGGAUGUGCCAGCAAGAGUAUCUGUGAUGGGCUCGCAUCCAUUCUACGACACUCUAAUUUGACUGCGGAUAUUAAGUGCUGUGAGGGGAACCUGUGCAACACUGCUAUCAGCAUGAAUCUGGGUCUCCUCAUCAUGUUGGGGUCUCUACUCUUCUCCAUCCUCUUCCUCUGAACUUCAUCGGAACUAGUUUAAGCUCCUUUUAGGAAAUACCAAAACUAAGACAUCAGCUUUUAGUAGAGAAGUCAACAUCACCACCGCUGUCCAGUAUGUUUCACUUUUUUUGUUUUGCUUUGUUUUGUUCUUUAUUUCUAAAUUUAGACCUUCAAUCUUGUUAAGCAAUCAAUCUAAAAUGCUAUUAUAAUAAAACAUGUACAUUUUGUAAAGACUGGUAGUUUUGUUAUCCUGGUCAUUAAGUUUUAGUUCAAUAUAGUAAACUGUGUGAGAUGCUUUCUAUGUCCCGUAAAUACAUAAAUAAAAUGCCUUUUAAGCCCUCUGA